Phialemonium atrogriseum is the source of this 1800-nucleotide messenger RNA. RefSeq lists its product as uncharacterized. The transcript is spliced from 8 exons. The record is from RefSeq and is a predicted model, not a curated record. The coding region runs from base 1 to 1800 and encodes 599 amino acids. NCBI's taxonomy places the organism in Eukaryota, Fungi, Ascomycota, Sordariomycetes, Cephalothecales, Cephalothecaceae.
AUGGCGACGCAAACCGGGACGCCGUCUCACCACAUCGUCAUUGGCGUGGCGGUCAAGAACUCACCAGACCAGAACCUCGCGAGGUCUCUUGGGGACAUUGCGACUGUGAGCGACUGGCCCAUUAACCCACGCAAAAUAGACCAUUUGCACCCUUUCAAGGUGAAAUCGGCCGUCUACUUCGGCGACCAACCGGGUCAAGGUAUCUCCUGGGGCUCCAAUGUCCCCGACGUAUCUCCCGACAGUCCGAGGAAACCCAUUGAAUUCUUCAAGCUCCUAUUCCUUCCGACGGGCAUGGUCACCCCCAAGAUCCAGAACUGCGAGUACUUCCGUGACGCCGCCAGUAUGGCCAGAUUGUGUAACAGGCAGCCAGAAGAAGUUGCUGCCGGCUUCUUGCAAUGUGUUUGGGACCACGCUCGCCGACACAUCGUCAACCAUGUCAGUCAGGAUCACAAACGGGUUACGAAUCCGACGUUCCAUUUCGUCAUUACUCUCCCAGCCGGCUGGCCGAAGGAAGCUCAGCGCUCAAUGCUACGGGCGCUUCGAUUUGGAAUGUCACUCGACUCCUAUCCGGGACGCACUGUUUCCUUGAUCACGGAAGCCGAUGCAGCAGCACUGCAUGUCGCCGCUAACUUCGCCAGAUCCAGCAAUCAGAUCCCUUGGGUGGUGGGCGAUGCAUUCACCAUCGUUGAUACAGGUGGUGCGACCGUGUACCUUGUGACAUAUCGUGUCAAGAACAUUGAUCCAAUCGAGAUUGACCAGUGCACAUGGCCAACUGCCAUCCUCGCUGGAGGUGUCUUUGUGGACGAUGCUUUCGUCGCGGCGCUCCGGCGCAAGGCAACCGAGGUCUUUCCGUCCGAGCCCCCAUUGAGUCGCCACGAAGUUGCAGAAAUCUCCAGUUCGCAGCUUUCGCUCGAUCUGAGGUUGCUACUCGACCGGCAUUCAAGCAUCACCGUGAAUCUCCCAGCUCGCUUCGACCGUGCUGCCGGUUCCGCCGCUGGCGAAGGCAGAGCCAAUAUCGCAACGAUCGAUUUCACCCGAGGAGACCUGGAAGAUAUUUUCCUUGCCUCCGGGAUCCGCCAAAUCAGCCAGGCUGUUGCGUCGCAAGCAAACAAAGCCAACGCCACCUUCAAUACUACUGUCAAGGCAGGUCUACGCCCAAAUAGUCUCAACGAAGAGGCCCCAUUUCCACUAAACAUCUGCCAGUUCGUAUAUCUGGUGGGGGGCUACGCUCAGUAUGACUAUCUCCUGGAAUGGCUGCAACACGAGCAUGGAGAAGCCCGCAGCGUGAUUCGACAGGACGCUGAGACGGGCUUCCUUGCCACCGUCCGAGGCGCGGUAGUCCAUGGCCUCAACAGCCUAAGCUGCUCGAUGAACUCUGCCACUGCUGUGGGGGCAACUGUCCUCUAUCCGGAGAGUCGAGCCAGCUUCGGCAUCUGUGCCGAGGUUCAGGCACUGCCCUGGGGAGACUCUGCUAUCAAUUCCCCUCGGACCGGCACGUUCACAGCUAUGCUCAGCAAGAGCAACGCAGUCGUCAAUGUCAAGAUAUACGCCUGCAGCGUCGAGCCUCGCCCUACCUACAAAACGCCCAGUGUCGUAGAGUUCACCACGCUCUCCAUUGCGGUGGACCUGGACAAGCUCGGCGACUUGACAUGCGACCAGGCCCGGGACGGCACGACUUUAUACCGACUGCCCAUCAUCAUCUCCAUUUGCCUUCUCCUAGCCGACCGCUUGAUGAUCAAUGCCUCACACAGGGGUCAACCCCUCAUCGCGCCCCUGACGGCUUCCAAUGUUGGGUUAUAG